GUUUACACACCAAACUUUACAUCAAUCGGUUAUGCGUUGGUGGAUUAUAAAUCUGACAAAUCAGAAGAACCCUCCGAUUGUUCAAAAACAACUACUGAAUUUAUUCUUUUUAACUGUAGAGAUAGUAAUACUGUGGUGGAUAACAAGCACAACAGAUUAAAUGUAUCUGAACAUACUUUUUCUAACCAAGACUAUGUCAAUAUUAUGAUAGAUAAUAAAUUUGAUAGAUUAGAUGAACUAUCUAGUUCUUUGAAAUUGGUCUCUGACCCUAUCUUACUUAACCAGGAAGACCUUAAUGCCAUUGUGGAUAGUGAUACUGAUGAAUCUGAUGAGCCGUCUAACUUUUUAAAAUUAACUUCUAGACGUACGUUUCCUAAUUGGAAUGAAUUCAAGAAUUGGAUACACCAAUUUGUAUUAAAAGAGGGAUUCAAUUACAAGACUAGAACAAGUGAAAUAGUUCAAGAU
Messenger RNA from Racocetra persica, 465 nucleotides. The record is from the annotation of a GenBank genome assembly. NCBI's taxonomy places the organism in Eukaryota, Fungi, Glomeromycota, Glomeromycetes, Diversisporales, Gigasporaceae.